Messenger RNA from Nelumbo nucifera (sacred lotus), 961 nucleotides. Its product is annotated as bidirectional sugar transporter SWEET5-like. NCBI's taxonomy places the organism in Eukaryota, Viridiplantae, Streptophyta, Magnoliopsida, Proteales, Nelumbonaceae. Gene Ontology annotation, biological process: carbohydrate transport. The record is from RefSeq and is a predicted model, not a curated record. Gene Ontology annotation, molecular function: sugar transmembrane transporter activity. Gene Ontology annotation, cellular component: membrane.
CUCGUUUGCUUUUCCUGAGAAAGAGAGAGAGAGACAAUGGUCAAUACUGAAACAAUUCGGAUAGUCGUCGGCAUCAUCGGAAAUGUUAUAUCGUUCGGUCUGUUCAUCUCGCCUGCGCCGACGUUUGUGACGAUCUUGAAGAGAAAGUCGGUUGGGGAUUUCUCGCCGAUGCCAUAUAUCGCGACGAUAAUGAAUUGCAUGCUGUGGGUGUUCUAUGGUACCCCGGUCGUCCAUCCUCACAGCAUUCUCGUGCUCACCAUCAACGGUAUCGGCCUCUUCUUGGAGAUCAUCUACCUCACCUUGUUUUUCAUCUUCGCCGACAAGAAAAACAGAUUGAAGAUUAUUGGAUUUAUAUUCUUGGAAUUAGUGUUUAUAUCGGCAAUAAUUUUGGGCACGCUGCUGGGUCUCCAUACCUACGAUGACAGAUCGAAGCUUGUUGGAACCAUCUGUAUCGUCUUUGGAAUUAUCAUGUAUGGAUCGCCCUUGACCAUCAUGAAAACGGUUAUAGUUACUAAGAGUGUGGAAUAUAUGCCGUUCUCUAUUUCGAUGGCAAGCUUCUCCAAUGGAAUCUGUUGGCUGAUUUAUGCUCUCCUUCGUUUCGACCUCUACAUCUUGAUUUCCAAUGGCGUGGGAGCUGUGCUUGGUGCAGCCCAACUAAUUCUGUAUUUUUGCUACUGGAAGCCGGGUGAUCAGAAUGAGAAGAAGUCAUCUCAAGUGCAGCUCUCAAGUAGCAGUGCAAUGCACAAUAUGGUUUGAUUGCACAGCUGUGCUUAGUGUGGAAUGAGGGGAAAAAGACUGACGAUUUAAGGGAAAUAACAUUCGCAUUGCCGCAUUUCUGUUAUAUUUGAAGUUGCAGAAAAAAAAAAAAAUGCUCCUUGUUGUUUGUAGUCAAACUCCAUGUUCAUUUGUACUACUGCAAUAGGGGCAUUGCAAAUUUUGUUCAUUUUUUCUUCAAAAAUAA